AUGCCAAAUCGAUAAUAUCACAUCGCAACACAUUCGGACCUUUCAAAUCAUUGGAUGAUUUAUUGUUAUUAGAUCAAUCAAUAGGUGAUGGAGUAAACCAACUUUGUAUUUCAAUCAUGCAAGACAAUAUGGAUGAAAUGAAACCUAAUUACAAGAUAACACCUAAUGUUCAGAUGAAAGAGAUGCCAAAAACAACACUAGGAAUUCAUAUAGGACCAACCUUGAUAAGUUGGACUUUAGUAGAUUGUAACCUUAAUGUAUUAGUUUGGAACUACAAACACUGGCAUGGUAUUGGUCCACGAAAGAAUUCUUAUAAUAUAAUCAAACUGGUGCCAUGUGUCCUUGAAAGUAUACCUGCAGCUGAGAAUUAUAUAAUGGAAGAUAUUAAGUUUUCAAAGAAUACAAUAGCUCCGUACAUUUUGCACGCUCAACAGCAAUUAUCUCUUUCUAUCAUGACUUGCUUAACGUUAAGAAAUGGGACCAGCGAAAUGUUAUCAUCCGCAAAUAAUGUCUAUGUGUUACAUCCCCAAACAACAGUACGUUAUUUCAAUGCUCUGCACAAUUUUCAAAAUAUAGAUACAAAUUAUCUCGUGAAUGUAACACCAACAAGCAGCGUUAUUAGGAUAAGUGACACAAAAUCAAUCGAUAUAUAUUUAAACAGUGACAUAAAAAAUAAAUAUUUGUCUGCAAACAUCGAUGAUCAGGAACAAAUGAGGUGGCCUCUGUUGAAGGUCUUAGCAUAUUUACGUAUAUUUGCAAUUAAAAAUCACAAUUAUAAUUGGUAUUUUUAAUUUUGAAAAAAUAGCAAAUAUUUAUAAAGUAAAUUUUAAUGAUUUCAAAUAUGUAAACUUUUAUUCCGAUUAUCAUAUACCUGUAAAUAAAGGAAUAAAUUAAUCCUCUGUGUAUGUAAAUAAAAAACAAUUUCUUUUUCUUAUAA
Hylaeus volcanicus is the source of this 937-nucleotide messenger RNA. RefSeq lists its product as uncharacterized. Gene Ontology annotation, molecular function: DNA polymerase processivity factor activity. The record is from RefSeq and is a predicted model, not a curated record. Gene Ontology annotation, biological process: mitochondrial transcription; transcription elongation by mitochondrial RNA polymerase. Bases 117 to 791 code for a protein of 224 amino acids. The transcript has 4 exons. Gene Ontology annotation, cellular component: mitochondrial nucleoid. Lineage: Eukaryota; Metazoa; Arthropoda; Insecta; Hymenoptera; Colletidae.